CUUCAUAUGGCCCGAGGGCGAAGAUGAUGUAUAUUCAUAUGGAACUUUGUAAGGAGUCAUUGGAGUCUAAAUUAGUGGAGGAGGAGGAGCUACCUAGGCAUAUGGCAUGGAGUUACUUUCGGCAGAUUUUGGAGGCUUUACAGUUCAUACACGGCAAAGAUAUUAUUCAUCGGGACUUGAAGCCGAAUAAUAUUUUCAUAGACGACAGUGGAACAGUGAAAAUUGGGGACUUUGGAUUAGCUCUGCAAAUGGAUGUCAGUUCAACCACAAAUUCGUCACCAGUUGGUGCGUAUCUCUACCGUGCACCUGAAAUGAAAAAGGGGGUGUGCAUCACCAACAAGGUGGACAUGUAUGCCUUGGGGUUGAUUCUAUUCCAGCUGUUUGGUCCCCGGCGAGAUACUGCGAUCCAAAGGUUGAAAGAUUCGGCAUCGCCCAGGCAAGUUUGCGAAAUUUGCGAAAAGUAUAAGGUGGAUGAAACUGCCAAGCCCCUGAUCUUGAAGCUACUUCGGACAGAUCCAUUGAAACGGCCUUCUGCUGCUGAUCUUUUACAGGAUUUAGAUACAUUGGAGGGGAAAAAACAAGAAGCACAACUACAGAAACUUUCAUAGCAUUUGGAAACUGACAUUUAGCAACUGCGAUGGGCCAUGCAGUUGGCUGUGCCUAAAGCCCUAGAACAUGGAUGCUGUUUAUCACUGUUUGAGUAGAUUGUGGAGUACUGUGUCUCGAACGAGCGUUUGACACUUGCAAUGUUGUGCACAUGGUGCUAUGUCACCUAGACUCCUUUUUGAUAUUGUAUAAUGAAUUUGUUUCUGCAACAAUGCUAUUUUGAAGUAUGCCAAAGGCAUUAGGACAUUUCUGUUAACAUUCUGGUGUUUGGGCAAUUUCUGUUACUGAAAAGAG
Messenger RNA from Coffea eugenioides, 900 nucleotides. Its product is annotated as eukaryotic translation initiation factor 2-alpha kinase 3-like. Lineage: Eukaryota; Viridiplantae; Streptophyta; Magnoliopsida; Gentianales; Rubiaceae. The transcript has 4 exons. Bases 24 to 608 code for a protein of 194 amino acids. The record is from RefSeq and is a predicted model, not a curated record. Gene Ontology annotation, molecular function: eukaryotic translation initiation factor 2alpha kinase activity; ATP binding. Gene Ontology annotation, cellular component: cytosol. Gene Ontology annotation, biological process: protein phosphorylation.